AUGAUGUACAAGAAUAUGCCAGUAGAUCUUGUGCUUGUAAGGCAUGGACAGAGUGAAGGCAACUUAGCUCAAAGAUUAGCUAGGCAAGGUGAGUUACAUUCAUGGACUGGAGAGUUUCGCCGCAGACAUAACAGUCAAUACAGACUAACUGAUAGAGGAAGAGCUCAAGCAAGAAUAGCUGGGGAGUAUAUUAAAAACAAUAUUGGGUUUACUUUUGAUAAGUGCUUUACUUCAGAGUAUGUCAGGGCAAUGGAAACAGCAGCAAUGUUAGGCCUUCCAAAUGCAUUGUGGAAUACAGAUAUAUAUUUGAGAGAAAGAGAUAGAGGUGUAUUAGCAAACAAAACUCAACAAGAGAGGGCAUUAUUGCACCCUGAUGAAAUGGUUAGAAAGCAAAGAAAUGCAUUCUACUGGCAACCUUCAGGUGGUGAAUCUUUGGCUAAUUUAUGUCUUAGAAUUGAGAGAGUUCUUGACAAUUUGAGUCAGAAUUGUGGAGGAUUAAGGGUAAUCAUAGUUUGCCAUGGGGGAGUAAUUAAAAGCUUUAGAGCAUUACUUGAGAGUGAGAGGGGAGAUGUAAAUACUAAGAUGAAUAAAAUUAAUAAUUGCCAGAUUGUUUGGUAUACAAGAAGAGAUCCAGAAAGAGGUUCAAUAGCGAAUUCCUAUAAUUGGGUUAAAUCUGUGUGUCCAUGGGAUCUUUCUUUAUCAUCAAACUCUUGGAAACACAUCCACAGGCCAACAUUCACUAACGAAGAUUUAUUACAAAUUAUCCAUAAAGUUCCCCAGUUGGUAAAUGCUCCUGUGUUGGAUAUAAUGGAGGAUUCAGAUAACCAAAGCCCUAUAGAGUUUUCUCCAAGCCAAGAGAAAGGUACUACUGAUAUCAAGAAAAAUGAGACUCAACACAACGAAAAACUUUGUGAACAUAACUUUAAUACUUGUUUGGAAGAUUUGAAACAAAAUAUUUCUAAUAGUGACUACACUGAUGAAGAAAUAUUAGAUGAUUCAGAUGUACAAGACGAUCUCAUUGACUUUAACCCCCAAAUUUUUGUAAGCAAAUACUUUAAAGACUACAAUAUUCAGGACAAUAUAGACUAA
Molecule: messenger RNA, 1089 nt
Organism: Cryptosporidium ubiquitum
Lineage: Eukaryota; Apicomplexa; Conoidasida; Eucoccidiorida; Cryptosporidiidae
Exons: 1
Coding region: 1-1089 (362 amino acids)
Biological process (GO): glycolytic process
Molecular function (GO): intramolecular phosphotransferase activity
Source: RefSeq, a predicted model, not a curated record